This is a messenger RNA of Prorocentrum cordatum, 553 nucleotides long. Lineage: Eukaryota; Dinophyceae; Prorocentrales; Prorocentraceae. The record is from the annotation of a GenBank genome assembly.
AUGAGGGAGGCGAAGGUGGCGCCAAGUGUCAUCAGCUACAAUGCUGGGAUCAGCGCGGGCGAGAAGAGGGGGCAGUGGCAACAGGCAUUCGUGCUGCUCAGCGCGAUGCUGGACGCGAAGCUGGGACCCGACGUCGUGGGUUACGGCAGGCGGGCAGGGCCGGCGGGCGCUGCGGCCGCGGGCCGCCGGGCUGGGGCAGCUCUGGCGGCCUUCGCGGGCGGCCUUGCCCGGGCACGGAGCGGAGCCGGCCGGGCCAGGGCCUCGAGCGCUCCCGCGGCUUCGAGGCCGAGGCACGCAGGCGGGCUCUAUCGCUGCUCUACGAGAUUUGGGAAGUGAGGUUAGAGCCAGAUGCCAUCAGCUACAACUCUGGGAUCAGCGCGUGCGCGAACGGCGAGCAGUGGCAGCAGGCUCUCCCACUGCUCAGCGAGAUGUGGGAGGCGAAGGUGGAGCCAAGUGUCAUCAGCUACACUCUGGGAUCAGCGCGUGCACGAAAGGCGAGCAGUGGCAGCGGGCUCUAUCGCUGCUCUGCGAGACGUGGGAAGUGAGAUCGGAG